AUGUGUGAGCCAGCUAAAAGAGAUCACAGCUAUCUUGUAUAUCAUUUUGAAAUGGGGUCUGUGGAUGGGACCUACUCCAACAUUGCAUUUGGAAACGACGAAUCUUCGGCUGGAUCGAAGAGAGAAAAUACCGCGUGGGACACGAGCCAGACGGAAACAAAUCCAGUGAAAAAAGAGAACUCAAGUCAGUGCAAAAACAGUCAACACACAUACGAGACAGUUGACAGAAAUGCAAUCUUUGGAGGUGAGAAUUGGGAGAGGGAAAAGAUGGACGUCCACAGCCCCUGGUUUAAUAGUGAGAAGAUGUCAGUUCCAGAAGGGCAACGAAAAGAGCGGCGCAAAAGCAUGAACUGUUUUGCAGUUGAAUCAAAUGGUGAUGUCUACGUAAAACUAAGAAAUGAGAAAGAGUCUUCAAGAACGAAAGCGUCCUUCCAGGAAAAUGGCGGGAAGCAAAAAGAACCCGACGAGGAAACAGUCUCGGCAGGAAAUAAGCAAAACAUGUCGACGUUGAAGUUCCGUAAGAGUAUUCAGUUAAUAGCCAUACUGCAAGUGUUGAUUUUCUUAAUGGCUGCCGUCAGUUUGGCUCUUGUGAUUAUGUUAAUAAAUGGAACGAUCGUUAGUUCUGCAGCCGUCAGAGGAGGUAAAAAGAUUGGUUAAAUAUCUUAUUGCUAUAAUAUAUAAAUUCAGAAACACAAAGAGCUAUAAAAGGAAAUUUAACGCUACCAACUGUACUUUUUGAAAACCGCAUCAUAACCUGUAUAACAUCUUGACAUUACAGUGCUUUCUUUCAAAAAUUACUUAAGAGUCUUAACGUAGAUUAGAGGACAAGAAUUUAAAAUCCAAACAGACAAAUAAUCUUAAAUUCGAUCUGGCAUAUUUGUUGCCAUAUUUUUGAUAGUCCCGGCGGUCCGUAGGAGUUAACAUAGUGGGUGCGGCUCCUAACUCGUGUAUAUUAGCGCAAAAAAAAUAUGCGACUAUCAGCAUCAAUUUUUCGCGCCAUUUGGAUCAUCGUGUGUGGGUACAAUAGGUGUGCAAACGUUUUUAGACGCUCGAUAGGUGGCCGCCUGUAAAUUAUGAUUUUUCACUGGAUCACGGCUCUUUCGCUCUUCCAUUAUUUUUUUCAUAAUUGGAGUUUGCAGAUCAAUUACAGGUUGAUUAUGUUCAGUAAAGUAGCGUGACUUCUCCUGGCAAGACUUUGUCGAUUACUCCAAUCAAAUUAGUUAUAGACGCCAAUUUUUUCUUUCAUGGUGAAGUUUUUUUCUUUAGUAGUUGUUUUUCUUUAUUUACUAUUUUAUUAACUCAUUUAUUUUGUGAGAUCUAAGAUUGUGGGAAAGGGAUCCUGCAGCUCACUGAAACAGAUCUCGAACUGUUUUUUUCUUUUCUGUUUUUGUUUUUUUAGUUUCAUUUUCAACUUCCCUGAUUUGUUUAAUCCUACAGCGUCCAACAAAACAAAAGCAAAAUAACGUUAACAAUGUCAUUUUAGCCUUGACAUUGGACUCUGAACCAAAUUAAACUCACAUGCAAAUCACACCACACCCUCAUGUUCUGAUAUUAAUUAAUAAAAGUACUACAGCCCAAUUCCCCCUGUAUAAGUUUCUGGCACGUUUUAAUAACACACUACAUUAAGAUAACGCUUUACUUUUCGGAGCAAUGUCUUGAGAUCGUUCCCAAUCAAAAGAAGCAAAAAAGAGGCGAUCAAAUUAAAAGAGCAACUCGGUGCACAGACAAUUAGCUCAAGCUCGAAAUAUGUGCAUCGGCAGUGUUGCAUAACCUUCGAAUUAUGCCCGAAUUUGUCUGAACCAUUUUUUUCUGAAACCUUAACAUUUGAAAGAGAUUUGAAGAGAAGAAAAGGCUUAUCUCACUCACGUUGAAGUUUUUCUUCCUUUUUGUGUGGUCUGCGCGCCAAUUUAUGGCCAUUUUUGGGGUUUUUGUAGAACCUCGUUUGCUUUUAUCAGGGGCACCCAACGAGAAUAUAGUUCAAAACCAGUUAAACAUAGCAUUGUUGAACGUAUUUUAGUAUUUAAACAGUAGAUAUAGGUAUAUUUUUAUCCCCUAAAAAUUUUUCAUCUGUGCGGAUUUCGUAGCUGAAAGUCUAGUGAUCCGAAAACCAUGAGGGAUCAAAACUUACCUUUUCGAAAAUUUCAGCCAGAAAAAAGACUCCUGAAAAUUCUAGGUGACCUUUUUAGGGUAAAAGUCCGUUAAAAAUGGGUAAUUAUACCAUUUUUUAGAUGUUCGAAAACCCUAGGAGAGGCAGGCAAGCAAGAAAUUUUACAACAAAUGUUCCGAAAAUUCUAGAUCUCAAAUCGUCUUCUGAACAGAUAUUUUCCAAAAACUGACGUUGGGUGCCCCUGUUUUAUUUCGCAGUGGCGACGUUCAUAUUUCGAGCUUGGGUGUCCUGUGCACAGGUUGCCAUUUCUCUCGUCUGGUUAGAUUGUUAUUUCUAAAAAAAAAACAUUUAACAAUUAUCUAAAAAUUCUCAAAAAAGUAAUUCUAACAAGGAAUUCAAACUAACUGGACAUUUUAGAUAUCGAUUGAAAUCUAGGCGGGAUUAAAAGAUCUGAUAUAAAGGGAACAUAUGCAAGACAUAGAGUACAUACAAUGCCUUUUUUUGUUUUUUUCAGAUGCAGCAAAGCCAGAAAAACAAACUGACGUCCCAUGUAAUGCUCAAGAAAUGAAAGAAGAGAUUGCUAAACUAAAAGAAGAGCUGGACAACGCUAGAGAAGAGCUGCAAAAAUUAAAGAAUACAAGUGACUUCCUGAGAAAGGAACUUCAGGAAAUGAAAAAUUUUACACCAGUAGGGAUAGCAAAGAAUGUUACAACUAAGGUUUGCAAGUUUCGUGUGAUUUUAGUAUUUUAUCUUAUUUUACAUUUUUUACAUAUCUCGGAUGGGAAGAAAAAGAUUUAGUGUUUUCUAGUGACAUACACUGUUUUGUUACUUAUCUAAAUACAUACAUACUUACAUACAUACUUUAUUAGUAUAUACACACUCAGUGAUCUUGGUGAUUUAAGCAAUCUGAUUGGUUCGCUAUCUCGGGCUAUUCAACAAUAUUCACCUCCUAGCGAGUGGAUAAUUAAUGUGUGAGCGCGGAUUUUUUCCCAUUUUCUUAGAGAAAGAUCUUUUAAAAGUCGACAAAAUCCUAGGGUUGACUUUUCUUCAGGCAAGAAAAGACUUCGAAGGAUUCAAAACGGCGUUUUUCCAUUUACUGUUGUUGAAUUUUGUGGUCGAUGGAUUGUUUACAACUCCCGUUUAUUCGCCUAGAAGAGGCCGUUUCGUGAACUCAGCGUUUCCUAACAAGAAAAAUUUGGCCCAAAAACGAAGUUUCUCUAUGACAAACAAAUCUGAAAGCAAAUGUUUGCAGAAAUUCUACGUUUCAAGUAAACACGAGAAAGAAUGCUACGUGAAGACGACGUCUUACCUCGAGGAACCGAAUCGCCAUUUUUGUCAGCACUUCAUGCGAAGAACGACACAACAAACCUUUUCGGCUAUAAACUUGGCAAGUCAACAGAAAACAUCAAAGCUCUUCUUUUCGUCUCAGGUAAGGAAACAAUUCAAACUUUUAGCGGUUCCAUUUAAGUCAUUACGCUGUUGUUUGCGAAGUGAUAAGCUUGUGAAUUGCCAUGUUUGAAAAUUCUACAAAGAUCUAUUUUUAAACUGUCGCGUGUCUAGCUGACCUGAUCUGUCAAUCAAAUCGUACUUUUGAAUGGUUUCCUCUCUGAUUUUAUUGAGAUCACUUCGUGUGUAUAUACUAAAACAAUUAUUCUUUUCAAUCUCGGUGAAUAGUGGCUUUAGGAAUAUUUACCUCGCCACUUCGUGGCUCGGUAAAUAUUUUGCCACUAUUCACCUCGAUUUCAAAGAAUAAUUGUUAAUUAUUUCCUCCCCAAAGGGGCUUUUCAGGAACAAUGAUUAUAUACACCUUAUUCGAUGGUUUAGCAUAUAAUAGGUGCGGAUAUUUUGCAAGUUGCGUAGUAUUUUUCCGAGCCCCGCAGGGGCGAGGAAAAAUACGAGCAAUGAGCAAAAUGUCCGCUCUUAGUAUAUGCUAAACCAUCGAAUAAGAGGUUUAUUAUUCCACUACAAGAAAAAAAUUAUCUGGCAAUUGGCUUCUAUUUUUUGGUGAGAGUAUUCAGAGACAUCCUGAUUCUAUCUGAGAGAAUGACGAAUUAGCAAAAUGUUCGCGCCUAUUAUAUGCCAAACCAUAUGAGAGGUUAAUUAUUUUACUGCAAAAGAAAAAUGGUAUUUUGGCUUCUAUUUUCUAAUGAGAGUAUCCAAAACAUCCUGAUUCUGUCAGCCACAGUUGCUCCUUUUGCAUCCGCUGGUAUUCGCCCUGUUGUAAACCGGUUAAACCAGGACACUACGGUGUAUUACGGCCUCGUAUUUUGCUUGUUCUCUUGACCUUAUAUGGUAAAAUGACAAAAAAGUGGAAUAAUAAAUUACAUUAUUUAUAAUAACUAAUUACAACACUUAAUGUAAUACUAAUCACAAUGUAAGCUAAUUACUAAUUACAAUGUUUUAAACUUAACUAAGAAGUAUUUACAAAAUUAUCUAAAAGCUGGCUCCUUAAGAAGCGUUUAAAAAUUUCAACAGAUGGGCUUAACUCAAGAAAAGAUUCCACACUGUUCCAGAGUUUGAUUAACAGUCCUGUAAUAAAAGGUUCUCUGUCCGGAGGCAGUUCUGAAAAGAGGGAUGUUUAGCUCUUGGCUACUCCCAGUUGUUCGUUCGCUAACUUGCUCACUGGUAAUAAAUUGGGGUUGUAAGAUAUUCAGGGGCAUGACCGGUCAUGGAUUUGAAGGCCAUAAUAGCUUGGCGUAGUACAGUUGGUCCUUAGCAGGCAACCAAGACAGGCUUUUUAAGAAGGGUGUUGCAUGAUCAUAUUUUUUCGCACCGCUGACGAUUCGGCAAGCAAAGUUUUGAACCGCCUGCAAUUUUCGAACAGUAGUACAUUUUGCUGAAGACUAAGGCAUGUAUUACGGUUAACAACGUUUAUUAUUCAUUCACAAUAUUUCCCCGAUUCUGAUUGGCUAAAAGCACACGCAUAAUUCACCAUAACCAGUUGCUGAUGACCAAAUUUGGAAGAAUUUUGUGUUUAACGAGGAAAUGACGUCAAAACUGCAGCGUUUUUGCUGUUUAAUGCACCGUUAACCGAGAAGACCUGGGGACGAGGUUGAGUUGUUUUGGUUGUGGAAACAAAAAUGGCGGACAUUUCACUUGUUUCAAGAGUAAGAACUAGGCGAAAUAAUAGCUAAAACCAUGGUAAGAACAGCAAGAAGACAACUGGAAGGGCGGCAUCUGCUAUUUGGAGAAUAUUUGCGGAGCUGAACAACCCUAAACGUGCACUAUCGAAGAUGAACUUAACAUCAAUGGAUCGAUGGAGGCAAGCAUGUUUUAGCUAUGUUUUUAAACUAGGAAUUAUUUUGAAUGAAUAAUGAAACAAUUAUUGAAUUCGGCGUUCGUAUCAUAUGAAGGGCCUACGGCCUACGGCCUUGACGGAUAACACCCUCCUCGAUCUCCAUAAUUUUUCAUAAGAUACUUAGCCUCAUUCAUUAAGACACUGAGGUCGUUGCAUGAUUACCAAAUGUUAAGUUCGGAUCCAAAAUCACGCCAAGAUCUCUCGCUGAUUGCACUGGGGAAAUGUCCUUUCCCAACAAAGACAAGUGAAAUUCAUGGAGCUUAGAGGUCAUCUGUCGGCUCCCGAAAACAAUUAAUUUUGUCUUGUCUGGAUUCAGUAGUAGCCGAUUUCCGAAGCACUAGUUGCGCAACUGCGGGAGAUUUUCAUUCAUUUCUUGGACAAUCCGUUGGGAGUCGUGUAAAUUAAAGGAAACAAACAUUUUGUAUCGUCUACAUAGCAUUCUGUUGAGCAAUGCCUUUGAACUUCUGGUAGAUCAUUUACGUAUGUGCUAAAUAACAGGGGGCCUAGAAUACUUCCUUGAGGAACGCCACAUUCAAAUGGAAGAGGUUUAGAAACAGAACUAUGAAUUUGUACAACUUGAUAUCUGUUUGUAAGGUAGCUGUUAAACCAUUUUAGCGCGCCAGUUGCGGCGCCGACGCUUUGUAUUUUGCGUAACAAUAUUUGGUGGUCAACGCUGUCGAAGGCUUUACUCAUAUCUAAAAGCACGCAGGCAGUCGAUUUCUUAUCAUCAAUUCCUUUGAGAAAUGCAUCAGUUGUGUGAAUUAAAGAUGUCUCAGUAGAGAACCAUUUUUUGUUGCCGCUUUGUUUUGUGGUAAGCCUUUCCUUGGUUGUCAAAUAGGUGACAAACUGAUUAUAAGCCACUCUCUCGCGAAAUGACAAUGCUGGUAGCAGGAAAACCGAUCUGUUAUUGUUAGGAAGUUCGUGGUUGCCUUGUUUGGGAGUAGGUGUAAUUUCGGCGGUUUUUAAUCUACUUGUAGGUCAAAAAAAGUUCUGAGAGAGCAGAAAAAGUCAGCUUCGAGUUGAUGCUUAACUCCUCUCAACAAAGUGUAAAGAAUAUUUUGUCAGCCGUAUGGAGUUCUUUAAACACGACUGAUAAAGAACGCCGCGAAGAAGCAACAUCUCUACGAUUUAUGGCCAAUUCAACAAAGGCAGAAAUUCGGAAGGUACUGAAUAUAUAUUAUGAUCCGUCAAAUUAAAUGUUUAAUUUCUUAGUGCUACAAAGAACUUGGAUGGACUUUUUACAGUUUAACAAACAUGUAUUUAGGCUAUUGUAUGUGUGUUUUAAACGUCUGCAGUUCUCUCUUGUCAACUAGUGUGUAGAAUAAACAGUCUAUUAAUUUUCAUGAAUUCCUAGUUCCUCCGUCGAUGUUUUGUGUUGCUAUUUUUUUCUUUCUGAAUAAAAAAGUCAAACAGUCUACAACCCCUUUUGAAUGUUUUCUUUCCCUACUCUGCUUAUAAAUAAGUCCCGAAAAAGUCUGAUUUGCCUCUUAUAUGUUCUAUUAACUAAGAUUUGUUGUCUCAAUGAAGGUGUCAGACGGCUUGAAAAAACUUGAAGCUAAAGUACGAGUGGAGGAGAAGCGAUUGAAUGAAACGAUGUAUCUUAAGGUAAAGAUUUUCACAUCAACCCAGAUUGAAGUCGAUCUUGCAAGCAACUAAAUAUGGAGAGGAGACUUAUCCAUUGAGAAUAUGUAUUUUCUUUUCUUUUUUUAACGUCCGCAAAAUUCAUUGCGGGAAUUGAACUUCUAAAUAGAGGCUCCUUGGAUUUCAUUCUUUUUUUUUCAUUUCACCAGGCGACCAGUUAAAUACCCUUCACUUGACACUUCCCUAAUCUCAACUGGCAAGCCUUGUUUUGGAAAUUCUUUUCUGCUCUGAUUGGCUAAAAGCUUUUUGCGCGAAAGUAACUGCCUCUCUCUCCCCUAGGCUGGGAUGUUUCAUGACGAAUCCCCAAAUUUUUUCUCUAUUAUUAAAUAUUAUUAAGUGACGUACUGACUUCUGGGCCUGCAAGACUUUGCAGGAAAUGAAUGAUAAGGAAUGUUUUGUUAAAUUAUUCGUUAUAAUUAACAGGAGAGACAUUCAAAGGACUUGGCAUCCCUGACUAUGUUAAUGAACAGAACAAGGAUGGAUGUGAUGAAUAUGGAAGCCCGCUUGUGGAAAUCAAUGAAUUCAACUGACAAAAAAGGAGAUAACGAAAUAUGGGUUGCACUUAAUAACACCAAAAUGGAUCUGCAACAAAAGGUGAGAAAGGUAGCCCUGACGUGAGCCAAAUACCCCUACAUCAAGUUUGUUACUCAGCCGAUUUAGUGUCCUUCUCCGCCUUGUGGGUAGAAUAUAUUUUGCGAGCGCACUUAAAUCGGUUUUGUAAAAGGCUAAAUACCCUACGUAUCGUAAAUACUCAAAUUUUACCUUACCGCACUCCGUGAUGUUUGACUUAGGCUACAACAGCCAACUUAAAUGACGAAAAUAAUGUAACUGUGUAGUGUGCAACAUCAAUAUAGACCGAGAACAUGAUGUCUCGUAAGAACUGUCCAGCAGUGCAACUUAGUGUAGAUAUAUAUGAACCUCACAAAUAAACGGUGACUUUUUACGCUUAAAUGAACCCUGGACAUGCACAUUAUCCAACGCAACGAGUGAAAUCAAUUCGUCUUUAUAAUAGAUCAUUUGAUUCAAAUUUCCUCAUCCUCCUUCAUAAUGUCGAGGAGACCUAACUGAAGUAAUAUGUGAGAAAAUAAGGUCACUCACAACACGGCAAUCUCACUCGAAUCUCAAGCUAACAGGCUGAGAAAAAAAUACCACAAGAUAAUAAAUGGUGAUAAUUUAUAGCGAGAGCUUGAGCAAAUCCGGUAAUACCUCCCUCUCUCUUCUUUCUUUUCUCAGAUAAACAACAUCAGCAAGAUGGCCGGGCCCAUAGGACCUCCGGGAUUCAAUGGAAGUCAAGGACCCGCGGGACCUAAGGGAUCCAUGGGGCCACCAGGCCCCAAAGGAGCUGGAGACUUCAGCGCAUGUCAGUACGAAACUAAGAAAGGAUUUACUAGUGGAGGAUCAGACGCCUCAGACGCCUCCGUGGACGAACCUAGUGUAAGUUAGUACAUCUUGUAUGUAGGUUUAAUGUUUAUUACUUUUUCCGUCAUUUCAGCAAAAGCUAGUUAAGUUUGCUUUGACCUGAGAAAGGUCAGUUGCUGUGUUCCAAGGCUGACCUUUUUAGUAUUUUGCAAAUUAACAGAUAGAACAGUGAAUCAGAGAUCCCUGAAAGUUGUCUUAUUUCUCUUUUCAGGGUUCGGUUAUAAUCGCAGCGACCUGCUCCACAAACUAUGCUGCAGAAUAUAACCUUCUUUCCACGUUGACACCCCCGAGACGAUAUAUAUGCAAUUGUAAGGGAACGUCAGGCGAAUUUCAUCCUGGUACAGGCGUGUCUAAGACAUGCUACCUUCACUAUUGGCUCUGCCCCAAAACUUAA
Porites evermanni is the source of this 8859-nucleotide messenger RNA. NCBI's taxonomy places the organism in Eukaryota, Metazoa, Cnidaria, Anthozoa, Scleractinia, Poritidae. The record is from the annotation of a GenBank genome assembly.